Molecule: messenger RNA, 1106 nt
Organism: Teleopsis dalmanni
Lineage: Eukaryota; Metazoa; Arthropoda; Insecta; Diptera; Diopsidae
Product: nucleoporin Nup37-like
Exons: 3
Coding region: 119-1081 (320 amino acids)
Cellular component (GO): nuclear pore outer ring
Molecular function (GO): protein binding
Source: RefSeq, a predicted model, not a curated record
UGAAAAAUUAACAAAACUAUUAACCGAACCAUCAAAACGAACAAAAAGAAAACAAUCGAAAACGCGGCAAAUAAUCAUAUUGUAGAAUUUAGGGAAAACAACACAUAUUUUAAAGAAAAUGCGAAGUUUUACGCCACCAUCGCACGUGCUUACAUUUUCAGAUCAAAUUACAUGUUUUGAAAUAUGUAAAAAUGAUUUUGCAUAUAACUUAAUAUGUUUCGCCGGAGACAAAAAAUUAACACUUGCUUUAAUCCAAUUUCCAGAAGAAUCUGAAGUUGAUACAUUUGCAUGGGAACGUAUUAAGGAUAUAUACCACGAAAGCCGCUGCAGUGCACUUUGUUUUGCACCAGAAACAUCUCUCGCAUGUAUACCAAAAACAGUUAUAUUCUGUGCAGCUGGGUCAGAUUUUAAAUUACGAAUUUUCCGUACGGAUCUUCAAAAUUCAGAUACUGUACAAGAUUUAAAAGGUCAUUCUAAUUAUGUUAACGACGUAAACUGGGACACUGAAGGUGAAUAUCUUGCGUCUGUUAGUGAUGACCAUUCAUGUAAAAUUUGGAACGUUGAGUCAAAUUUUGAAACUGUUACAACGUUUUGUCUCUCAUCAGCUGGGAUGUCUGUUAAAUGGCAUCCGGAAGAUCCUCACAAAGUCUUAGUUGCAGAGAAAAAAGGAAUUGUACAUAUGUACAAUGUGCGCUCACAACAAGCUAUAAUAUCUAUAGAGACACCAAAAUUUCCAUUAAUGUCGGCAGAUUGGUCCUUAGAAAAUCGUUUUUGUAUUGCAACAUUAGCCGGUGGCGAUGUAAUUACAUGGGACUUGAGGCACCCAAGCUCACCAACAGACAAAAAGCAAAUGCAUGAAGACUGUGGACGGAAUAUAUUAUUUUCGCCUUCAACCGAACUACUUAUAGCUAGUAUUGGCCGCCCCGAUAUUACUCUUAAAGUUUACACUUCGAAAUCAGUAGUUCCACAAAUAGAAGCACCACUAAAAUUGUUUGGUGGUAUUUCCUUUCACAAUCGGUUACCAUAUAUAGGUGCAGCGUGUGAUAGAAAACUUUGUUUUUGGAAAAUUAAAUUAAAAUAAAAUACAUAUUUUGUUUUGUAUAAAU